Hippoglossus stenolepis (Pacific halibut) is the source of this 2532-nucleotide messenger RNA. Its product is annotated as matrix remodeling-associated protein 8. The record is from RefSeq and is a predicted model, not a curated record. Lineage: Eukaryota; Metazoa; Chordata; Actinopteri; Pleuronectiformes; Pleuronectidae. Gene Ontology annotation, biological process: cell adhesion; establishment of glial blood-brain barrier. The transcript has 10 exons. Gene Ontology annotation, cellular component: cell surface; membrane. The coding region runs from base 126 to 1409 and encodes 427 amino acids.
AGACUCUGCAGAAUUUACAACAAAACACAGCUGAGCCGCUGCUCUGUGAACUUGAAGCUUCCCUCCGUCUCAUCUGUUGAUGCUCGCAGCUCAUCUGACGGGCCUCCACCUCCACCGCGAAGAAGAUGCAGCUCGAUAUCACUCUUCUUCAGAUUGUUGCUGUGCUCUUCCUGCCUGGAGCAUGGACUCAGAGCAGCACGAGCCUCGGUGCGGUGGUGGAAACUAAGAACAUCACCUUCCCUGCGGGGUCGAAGGCCGUGCUGCCCUGCCACAGCCCCCGCAUGGUGUGGACCCAGGACCGACUGAAGGACCGUCAGAGGGUGGUGCACUGGGACAUGGUCCGCAGCAUCCCGGAGUAUUCUGUGGAGAGAAUCCUGGACAUGUCCCCCGGAGGCCGCCAAAGGGUCUACAACGGUUUCAACAAAGGACGCGUUUCCAUCCCAGACUCCGCUUUCAACGACGGCAACUUUUCCCUCGUCAUCAACAAUGUGGUCACAACCGACCGAGGAGUUUAUACUUGUAAUCUGCACCAUCACUACUGCCAGAUUCACCAAUCCAUUCAAAUCCAGGUCAAUGUCACUAAGUCAGUUCGCAAAGAGAAACGUUACUGGGAUGGAGAGAGGACUGUAUUCGUGGUCUUAUUGGGCAAGUCGGUGGUUUUGCCUUGUGUGAACCGGCGCCCCCUGUGGAGAGAGGGUCUCCAGGAGGACCAGCAGCAGGUGGCUCACUGGGACUUCCAGGCCCCGGGAGUGCGUCCUGACAAGGCCAACCGCCUGGUGGACCUCUACGCCUCUGGGGAGCGCCGGGAUUAUGGCCCACUCUUUGCCCAGAGCAAGAUGAACGUGGAGGAGGACGCCUUCACGUUGGGCGACUUCUCCUUGUCCAUAUCUGACUUGAAGCCUGUUGACAGAGGCCUGUACUCCUGCCACCUGCACCACCACUACUGCGGCCUUUACGAGAGACGCAUUUUCAGGCUGACCGUGGCAACUCCACCUCCACCUCCGCCCCCCGCCUCCACCACAGCGCCCAGAAUCUUCCAGAAUGAUGUGCCUGUGCCAAGGACCGAUGAGGUGGAGGGUCCACGUGUGGUGAACGUCAUCCUCCCUGACCACCGAGGUUACUUCGUGCAGCAUUUGGGAUAUUUCCUGGCGACGUUCUUACUGCUGGCGUUCGUCGUUGUCGCCAUCAUUGUGCUGACACGGCGACGCAAAAAGAGAGGGCUGGACUAUGAGCUGCGUAGAUCUGAGCGGGGGAGCGUGAUCGUUGGAGGUGAUAUAUCGUUAGAGUGCACAGAGCUGAGGCCCUGCACCCAGGAAUCACUGAUUUCAGACUACAAAAACAACCUACUGAAAGAGAGAGAUAUGACCAAAGACUGCAACAAGGAACUCGAUGGGAAGCUGUGGAAGUGAGAGGGAUAUUUCUGAGCUGCUGCUGCUGGCAGGUCCAGGGCAAACACCGGAAGAGUAAAGGAUCAUGGAGAAAAGAGGAGGAAACCCAAGAGAGGACAGGAGGAAUGCUCCCUCUGCUGUAACUCUGGCACACUAAGCUUUUCCACUAAAAGGCAACAUCAUUGUUUAUGUGUAUUUUUUAAUAUGCAACUUGUAUUUUCACCAGCUGUUGUACUAACAAGGUUAAACACUUAUUUGAUCCUUACACUUUGCAUUCAUUGGUUGAUUUAUCUUGAAUAUUAGACAUUUUCUAUCAUCAUUGUUUGUAUUAAAGUGCAUGCUGUUUAUUGAAGUAUAUUUUAAAUGUACUGUGCACGCUCACAGAGCUGCAAGCUCACAGCUCCUCUUAAUUGUUAAAUAUUCCUCUUUUAUUUUACACAUUCUACUGUACUUUAAUUUGUAAACGGUUUAUUCAAAGGUUAAUUUACUGUAUCUCUGGAGACAGAGUUUGGAAACGAGUUGAACACAUCUCUAUCUACAGAUGGUAAGAAGUUUUCCACAUGUCAUGUUACUGUGUUUUCCCUCUUAAACCCUGCUAUGACGACAAAGUGACUAAAUUUAACCUUUUCUCUCCAUGUUGUGUAUUUUAAAAGUACAGAACGUGAGACUUAAAUUCUUCUCGUAAAUACUUCCCCCUAAAAAGGACAUGUAGUCUCUUUGAAUACAUCUAAAUUAUCAGGGGUCAAAUUAUUAAAUAAUAGGACCAUGGACUAAAGGCUCAGUCUAAACUCGAAACUCAGGACAAAGAAGAAUGUUUUUUACCAUGUAUUUGGUUUCCAACGGGCUGUGCAGUAGGCUACUUGUUUGCAUCGGGCAUGUACAAUGUAUCCUGGUUUAUAAAACACUGAAUUUUCACGAUUAAAACUGCUGGUUAAUGAUACUGGUUGAUACAAAGCUUCACGGCUCUGUGAGCUUCACUGCAGGACGAAGAAGAAGAAGAAGUGUGUCUACUAUCUCAGUAAUAAUCACAAAGUACCAACCCCCCCCUUUUUUUUAUCUCUCUCUGCCUCUUGCUCUCUGUCUAAUCACUUGCACACAAUCUAUUGUUGGUUUCUUCUAAUAAAACACUUCUGUAAAAUAUUCA